Lolium perenne is the source of this 2302-nucleotide messenger RNA. Lineage: Eukaryota; Viridiplantae; Streptophyta; Magnoliopsida; Poales; Poaceae. The record is from RefSeq and is a predicted model, not a curated record.
AUGGAUUCGAUGUCCGCGCUCUUCUCAGCCCGGCAUAGGCCUCCGUCGCGAACACAGAAUCAGGCCGGCCACAUAAUGCGGCCAAGCAGAGCCGCGAUCGAACUCUCGCCGCCCCGAACGAUCAGAGCUCCUUUCUCGUCGGUGCUCGGAUUACUCGCCGGCAUGGCGGAAGGGGAGGAGGAGGAGAAGAUCGUCCUCGCCGGAGCGGGAGGAGCGGACGAGGAGAAGGCAAUCGUCCUCGCCGGAGCAGGAGACGAGGAGGAGAAGGCAGUCGUGCUCGUCGGCGCAGGAGACGAGGAGGAUAAGCAGGAGGGCGCGGCGGGAGGAGGAGGAAACGGCGCUUGGUUCACGCCCCCGCCGGGAUUCCGGUUCACGCCGGGGGAGGACGAGCUGGUGAUCUACUACCUCCUCCCCAAGCUCCAGGGCCGGGAGCACGUGCCCAACCACAGCAUCAUCGAGGCCGACGUCUACGCGUCCCACCCGGACGUGCUCACCGCUACGCACAAGAAGAGGGGCGGAGAGAGCUGGUACUUCCUGUCGCCGAGAGCGCGCAAGUACCGGAACGGGCGGCGGCCGUCGCGGAGCACGGAGGACAAGCUCGGGCGGUGGAAGGCGUCCACGUCCUCCAAGGAGUGCAACGUGAAGAAGCUGGCCGGAGACGGCAAGACCAAGUACAGCUUGUGCUCACUCAACUACUACGAGGGCAAGAUCAAGGGCGAGACCAAGUCCAGGUGGAUCAUGAAGGAGAUCACCAUCCCGGAAUACGAGAACGAGAAGGGCGCCGGCGGCGAUGGCGACAAGGACGUGCUGGACGAGUACGUGAUGUGCAGGAUCUACCUGACACCGAGACCCAAGGGCCGCCACUGCAAGGUGGUGGAGGAGGAAGAGGCAGGCCCCAGCGGGGCGCAGUCUGAGCCGCCGGAGCCGGCGGAGGGGAGCAGCCAAGCAGGGGCGACGGCGAACCUUUCGGAGAAGCAGGCGGGCAAGAGGCCGGCGGAGGACCAGACGCUGGGGAACGCCGUCGCCGCCACGGCGCCGAAGCGGGCUCGCCAUCCCAACCCGGACCGCCUGCACCUCGGGCCACCGGCACCGAUGCACGCCGGCAACGGCAUGCAAGGCCCGUUCACGGCGCCGAUGGGGAACUAUGGCGGUAGACCCGGUCGGCCGAUGGGGUACCACGCUGGCGCACAAAUGCCGCUGCCGCCGAUGGUGUACAACAACGGCCAGGCGCCGGUGGCGCAUAACAACCGGCAGGUGCACGCGUCGCGGCAGCAGAUGGGGUAUAACGGGCAGGCAGUGCCGCCGCCGCGGCAGCAGCCGCAGGUGGCGUACAAUGGGCAGGGGCCUCUGCCGCGGCAGCAGGCGGGGUUCAGCGGGCAGGGGCCGCGGCCGGCGUACAACGGCCAGGCGAUGCGGGGGCUCUCGCCGCCGUACCGGCCAGGUGAUUCUUAUGGCCAGAUUCAGAACCAAGCAAUGCCGACGCGGCCUCCGUGCCCGCCGGCCGGCCAAGCUGUGAACCCGCCGUCGUCCGUCGUGCCACGGCCUGCACAGACCCAGAAGCAGCCAGAGACGGAAGAGAUGCGCUACCACCGAGUGAUUCAGCAGAAUCUGCGGGAAUUCCACCGGAUAUCGCAAAGAGCGAUGCCACCAUCUCCCGGUGCGGCUUUCGCGACGCAUCGGCAGCGGUCGACACCGUUCACGCAGCAGCAGCCGACGGCGUCCACGCAGCAGCAGCAGCAGCAGCAGCCGACGGCGUCCACGCAGCAGCAGCCGCCGCCGACGGCGUCCACGCAGCAGCAGCAGCAGCCGACGGCGUCCACGCAGCAGCAACGGAAGCUCAUGCAGCAGAAGCAGGAGCAGCACCUGCGGAUGAUGCAGUUCAUGCAGCAGCAGCACUGGCGGAUGAUGCAGCCGCAGCAGCAGCCGUAUAACUUCGGCGCCAAUGGCAACUACCAUCGUCAUGCGGGGGCCAUGGCCCCUCAGUUCUCGCUCGACAACUUCAAAACCAGCGAAGCUGCGCAGCAUUACCAAAACCAGCGCAGUCGGUCGCUUCCCCCGGCGACGAGCAGCUCUGCAGGAGUGUCCGGAGCGGUGUCCGGUGCUGGCGGAGGCGAGGUGACCGGCGCCAACCGGGAUUGCAACAAUGGUGGAACCAUGGAGCUUGUGGGGUCAACGACUGUGGGUGGGAGCCCAUCGGCGGCGGCAGACGGUGAUGCUACCAAACAUGAAUCGGCACAGUGAUCGAGCUCAAGUAGGAGUGUAGGACUGCUGGACUGGAACCAGCAUAUGACUACUUUUGACA